Rhododendron vialii is the source of this 1722-nucleotide messenger RNA. RefSeq names its product serine/threonine-protein kinase ATM-like. The record is from RefSeq and is a predicted model, not a curated record. The transcript has 3 exons. Gene Ontology annotation, biological process: DNA damage response. Gene Ontology annotation, molecular function: protein serine/threonine kinase activity; protein binding. NCBI's taxonomy places the organism in Eukaryota, Viridiplantae, Streptophyta, Magnoliopsida, Ericales, Ericaceae. Bases 389 to 751 code for a protein of 120 amino acids.
ACAUGAGAGAAAUUGCAGCAAAGCACUGGAGUACUAUGACUUGCAAGUCACAUCUGAGGCAGAGAUUCAAAGGGAAGGCUCUUCCAGACAAAAGUCUCAUGAGCGUUUCCCUCUUUCCUUUUCGAAUACAGAAGAUGAGAUGAGACAAAGGAAACCAUACAAAGGGCUGAUUAGAUCUUUGCAGCAAAUGGGUUGCACUCAUAUGUUGGACCUAUACUGCCAAGGUUUGACUUCUCGUAAAGGCCAGUUUGAGCAGGACUUGGAAUUCUCUGAAGCAUAUGAAGGAUAACAUGAUUUACAAUGUUCCUUUCGCUGUUUUUGGGUCUAUGUAUGUAGUUAUUGUCUUUUUUAAUUGCUAUUUUCUGGUGCUUGUUGAUCGUUAUCAUUGAUGUUGCCACUGAGUUUCUUGAUAACGUCUUUCCAGUAUGAGGCUGCUUGGCGAGCCGGAAAUUGGGAUUUCUCUUUGCUGUCCAUGGGAGAUAGCCCUUCCCGUUUGAGUCAAGACCCUACAAGAGGGCAUUUCCAAGAACAUUUGUACAGUUGUUUGAGGGCAUUGCAAGAGGGGUACUUCAGAGAAUUUCACUCCACAUUGAGAGAUUCAAAACAGGAGCUUGUGUUGUCCAUUACUCAUGCAAGCAAGGAGAGCACUGAAUACAUCUAUUCAAUGAUAAUUAAGCUUCAGGUUUUAAUUUCCUGUGUGUCUUCAUUCUCCAUUUUGCCGGACCAUCACCUUUUGAUCCUAGUUUUGUAAUUUCUUGUUGCUUCCAGCUUGUUUAGUAAAUGGCUUUAUGGAGUAGCACUCUACAUAAUCAAGAUUUUUUCUUCCUAUUAACCAAAAUUAGACAUGUUACCUACUGGUAGUCUGAUACUGAACAAAAAAUGAAAGCAGUUUAUGGUAUAGUGUCCAACUAAAAGUCAAUUGGCAAUGAGUGGAUAGGCCUCAGAGGCUCAUAUAUUAGUUUGGGAGGUGAUAGUUAGACCGUGGUAUCUUAUGCAUUUCUGCAAUUUGGUUUGUAGGCCUCAAUGAGGAUAACAUAAUACACCACAAAUACAAAUUAUGAUAAGUUAGAUAUAUCUAUUGAUUCUAUUCUAAAUUCAUCUUUUUAUUUGAAAAUAGGGGUAAUGAGUUGAGAGAAAUAGAGAGAGAAAGGAGAAUAAUGAUUGGAGAGAGGAGAGAGAAUGAGAGUAAUGAUAGGAGGUAGGGGUAAUGAGUGUUUUUUUAGUUGGAAUUUUUUUUUCAAAAUGUCAUCCAAACAAGGCAUUAGUCUUAGGAUCAGCAAGUCAUAUACGAGAUAAAUCAUCUUAAGUUCAUAGCCAAUUUCAAAAAGUUUUAAACAUCACUUGUGUACAUAUAGAAUGAACAGGCAAUUUAUUCUACCAAUCCCUCGGAUGUCUAAGUAGGUUUCGGGUGCUGAGAGAGAAAGAGAGAUGGUAGUGGAGUCACAACAGUGGCUGAUUCCAGUGAGGUGGAUGGCUUUGUAGUUGGACAAGAGAGCGCAGCAGGAAGGGGUCGUGGUGCUAGUAGACAACAGAAAGUUUGAUGUGAUGGAAGUGAGAGCUCUUCUUCGUUUGGAUAGGGGAGAAAAAGAAAGAAAGAAAUUAGAAUACUAAGUGAGCAUUACUUUUUAAAUCUGAAGCUGGAAAUCAGAAGUUAAUUAUAGUUCAAGAAUGAGCUAAACAAUGGAGUACGAUACAAUAAUUAGCCAAACAAUCUGUAACAGC